Molecule: messenger RNA, 2228 nt
Organism: Scaptodrosophila lebanonensis
Lineage: Eukaryota; Metazoa; Arthropoda; Insecta; Diptera; Drosophilidae
Gene: Tomosyn
Product: syntaxin-binding protein 5
Exons: 10
Biological process (GO): regulation of protein secretion; regulation of exocytosis
Cellular component (GO): SNARE complex; cytoplasm; plasma membrane
Molecular function (GO): GTPase activator activity; syntaxin binding; myosin II binding
Source: RefSeq, a predicted model, not a curated record
AACAACAAUUAUGUAUAACAAGAACUGCCACCACCAAUAACCACAAGUACAACAACAAAAGUACCACAACAACAACAACAACAACCACAAAAAGUUUGUCAUUUUUUGUGUCAUUUGGUUCAUUUAUCUCUUGUGUAUCUCUCCUCUCCAUUAUUAUUGUUUAUUUCCAAUUAAUCUCUCAGCUCAAUGGCGGAGCAGCCAGCAAUGCGAAUGCGAAUGCAAAUGCUGCCGUUGCCGCCACAUCAGCAGCAGCAGCAUCAGCAACAGCAGCAGCAUCAGCCGGCAGCAAGUCUGGCAAUUCCCAACAGCAGCAACAGCAGCAGCAGCAGCAGCAACAACAACAGUUACAGCAGCAGCAACAGCAGCAGCAGCAGCAACAGCAACAACAGCAGCAGCAGCAGCAAUUGCAAGCGUCUGGUUCUAGCGAGGCCGGACCAUCAUCUUCGAUGGUGUACGGUGCGGAAGAUGCAGGUGCGGGUGGCAGCAUUGGUAGUGUUGUUGGUGUUGGUGGUAUUAGUAUUGGUGGUAGUGCCAAGGGAAAGCAAACAAAGCAAGGCGCAGGUGAUCAGCAGCAGCUACAACCGCAGCUACAGUCGUCAGUAGCAGCAGCAGCAGCGGCGGCAGCGGCAAUGCCUCAUCAAUAUCAGUAUCAAUAUCAAUCAUUUGACAAUGCCAGCAGCAGCUGCCAAUAUGCUGAGGCGGCAGCAGCUGGUGGUGGAGGUGAUGGAGGUGCCACAGCGGCGUCCGUUGCUGCAGGUGCGCAUCAACAUCAGCAUCAAUAUCAGCAUCAAGCAUCCGUUAUACAGCAACAGCAGUCAGUGACAUCGUACGAGUCCAUAAAAAAGUCCAAAUCACAAGACAAAUUAGAUGGCACAUUCUCGAGAUCCAGAUCGUCUUCAAUGUCCAGCAUUGAUAUGUCUUCCUCUGAAUCUGUUACCUGUUUAGCUUUUAUUGAGAGUUAUGCAAAACGCAAUGAUAUUUUGACACUCGUUCCUACUUUGUGGAUUGGAACUAGUUUCGGUUCAAUUUUGACAUUGUUCAUCACAAUGCCGGAGCGCGAUGUGCGCAAAUCUCAGCCCGUUUUAAUUACAAUAAAUGGUGGCCCCGUUGUACGACUCAAAGGUUCCAUAACUUCCAUGUCUUUUUUAGACUCAUACGGUUCCCUUAUACCCUAUACAUUUGAGCCCUGGCGUGAUGAGAACAAGGACAAGAAAGAUCGCACACCCACAAAGAGCAGCAGCCGCACCAGCCCCACAUUCACACCAACAACUGCCAAUACAAUAUCAAAUACUUCGGUUGCUGGCGGUGCUGGAAGUGUUCCGGGGGUGGGCGGCGCCAGCGGCAGCGCCAACAUGAGCAGCAGCAGCGCCAGCAGCAGCGGCAUCAGCGGCAGCGUAAGCACCGGCCUGGAAACACUCACCGAUCGACAAUAUAUCGUAAUCGCUAGCGAAAAGCAAACAAAAGUCUUCGAUGUGGCAAAUCAGUGCUGCAUUAAUCGCAUACAAUUAUCGGAAAUGGAUUUUGCAGUCAAGGCAGAAACUAUCACGAUGAAAGAUGGCUCUUGCUUAGCAACCUAUCUUUCGAAUGGCCAUCUAAUGGUACAUAGUCUUCCUAGUCUAAAACUGUUAUUGGAUACUGAUUUCUUACCGCUUAUGGACUUAAGUUUUCAAACAAAAUGUAAACAGGGAAUUGUGGAUCCAAUGCUUUCGAUAUGGGGUCAACAGAUCAUUGUUCAUGAAGAUACAACUCAAAUAUCAAAAAUAUUUUGCUUUAGUCAUAAAGGUCAUGGAUUGUACAUGGCAUCGCCCACCGAAAUUCAAAAAUUCACGAUAUCAUCGGAAUUUUGUCAAUUUAUUUUGGAGAUGAUGGGUGAACUAUAUACGGCACAGGAAAUGCCCGAACAGCCGAAGGAGAGUUUCUUUAAGGGUCUAUUUGGCGGCGGCACCAAGCUUUUGGAUCGCGAAGAGCUGUUUGGUGAACAGAGUGGGAAGGCAAAUCGUUCCGUUGCACGGCACAUACCCGGUCCCACUUUGGAGCAGCUUGGUACACGUGCUUCCACAGCCGCAUCGGAAAUUAGCCGUGCGCAUCAGUUGGCCAUGGAGCGUGGCGAUAAGCUCAAUUUGUUGGAGGAGCGCGCCGAGCGUAUGGCCAAUACAGCUCAAGAUUUCAGCGGCACAGCGCAUCAAUUAAUGCUUAAAUAUAAAGACAAAAAGUGGUAUCAGUUGUAA